Molecule: messenger RNA, 1354 nt
Organism: Rhizophagus irregularis DAOM 181602=DAOM 197198
Lineage: Eukaryota; Fungi; Glomeromycota; Glomeromycetes; Glomerales; Glomeraceae
Biological process (GO): regulation of vacuole fusion, non-autophagic
Cellular component (GO): phagocytic vesicle; fungal-type vacuole membrane; vacuole
Molecular function (GO): GTPase activity; GTP binding
Source: RefSeq, a predicted model, not a curated record
AUAGCUUUAAAAAAAUUCGUUUUUUUAUAUUGAUUAUACGGUUUAUACCUGUAUCCUGAUGUCAUAAUACCCCUUGAUUCAACUAAACAGUUUCCUCAUAUAAAGGCUAUUGUUUCACAAGUAAUUCAGCCGAUACUCCUUAAUAGAGUAAAUCUCUUAGUCCCGAAAUAAAAAAUUUCUGCGUUCUUACAUAUAACGUGGAUAUUAACUUUCAACAAAGAAUAAAUAAAUUGCUACUACUUUGAUUUUUCCGGAUUUUUUUAAAUCUAAAUUUCUAUUACCUUGUGCAAAUUUGAUUAACUAGAAAUUACAAUGGCUUCCCGUAAGAAAGUUCUUUUGAAAGUUAUUAUCUUGGGCGAUAGCGGUGUUGGCAAGACAUCAUUAAUGAAUCAAUAUGUAAAUAAGAAAUUCAGUACUCAAUAUAAGGCUACUAUCGGUGCUGAUUUUUUGACUAAGGAAGUGAUGGUUGAUGACCGUCUUGUGACAAUGCAGAUUUGGGAUACUGCUGGACAAGAACGUUUUCAAUCUCUGGGGGUUGCAUUUUACCGUGGAGCUGAUUGCUGUGUUCUAGUGUAUGAUGUUAACAACAACAAGAGUUUUGAAACGUUGGAUAGCUGGAGAGAUGAAUUCUUAAUUCAAGCUUCUCCACGAGACCCUGAAAAUUUUCCAUUUGUUGUCUUGGGUAACAAAAUCGAUAUGGAAGAAUCAAAGAGAGCGGUAUCUCAAAAACGGGCCAUGACUUGGUGUCAAUCCAAAGGCAACAUUCCUUACUUUGAAACAAGUGCUAAAGAAGCAAUUAACGUAGAAAAUGCAUUUCAGACUAUUGCGAAAAAUGCUUUACAACAGGAGACCGAUGCAGACUUUUAUAAUGACUUUCCGGAUCCAAUUAAGAUUGACAAUGAUACAUCCAAAUACGAUUCUUGUGGAUGCUAAGAAAGAUUCUUCUGUGGCCUUCAGUUAUAAAUUUUUAGCCGAAGGAGUAUGGUUGGACAAUUUAAAUUAAAACAAGGAUGCUGUUUUUAGGACAAUGAAACUUCUUAUUUCUUUUAUUUUUUCAUUGAACUAUAUAUGUCAUCAAGUUUCAAACAGUGUUUCUCUUUAUUUUAUUAUUUCAUCUUUAUAUUAUUACUUCUCAUUCCUUAUUAUGAUAUUACUGGACAUUUAUAAUAGGAGUGAAGAAUUAAGGUAACAUUAUGCACAUACACACUUUAUUUUUGUACAAUUAUCAAUUUGAUCUUCUGGUAUUUCUAUUUUAUUUUAUUAACUAUUGUAACUUGGAUGUUUUAUUUGGUUUUAGUGUUGUAUUGGUUGUGGGUUAAAUAAAAAAAUUUCAUAAUACUACGUUAUAUGUGAA